GAAAAAUGGAAUGAAUCAUAAUAAUACUGAAUAUUGAUAACUCGACAGUCGUCUCGACUCUCGACUGAAAAGUGGAAAGACAAAACUUAAUCCGGAUGUUUAAAAGAUAUUUUAAAUUUUUAAACACUGACUUGUUUAAUGUUUUCGGGCAGAAUAAACAGUAAACUAAUAUCUCAAAAAUGGCUUGCAGCUCAUUAACACCUAAUGUGUUCAUCUCAGAACUCGAUCAGAUUAUGAACAUCUUGGAACGAGGCACAAUCGUCACACGAUUUUAUUUGAAGAAACGGCCUGAGAAACGAACACUGAAGCUACGCAAGGAAACACGACAGAUUCUCUGGUCAAGGACAAGCAGUAGCAACAAUAAAACCUUUGAUGGCUCUUUGGACCUCAAAGAUGCCAAAGAAGUACGUUGUGGUAGAAAUAGUAAAGAAUUUGAUAGAUGGCCUGAUGAAUUGAAGAAAUUUGAAGCGUCCAAAUGCUUUGUCAUAUUUUAUGGCAACGAAUUCAAAUUGAAAACUCUGUCCAUUGUUGCAUUAUCUGAACAAGAAUGUGAACUAUGGAUCAAAGGCUUAUAUCAUCUUGUAAAUGAUACUGUCUGUGCUCCAUAUCCAUUGCAAGUUGAAAGAUGGCUGCGUAAAGAAUUUUAUAUUAUGGAAAAUUCAAGGGAAACAGUGACAUUGAAAGAUGUAAAAUCUUUUUUUCCUCGUGUUCAUUGCAAAAUUUCAACCAGUAAACUACGAGAAUUGUUUCAAGAAGUCGAUACCAGGAAGCGUAAUGAGCUUAAUUUUGAUGAGUUUGUCACUCUCUAUAAUAAGCUUGUCUAUAAUUCAGGGAUUUUCAAUGAAUGUUUUUCAAUGUAUUGUUCAGCUGACGACACAUUCAAUGUUCAAAAUCUAACUAGGUUUCUGAACGCUGAGCAAGAAAGUUUAUGUCUUGAAGAAGAAGUUGUUGCUAAACACAUGAAAGAAUAUUUCAAGUAUUGUGGAAGAGAUUUAAACGAUAAGCUACAAUUUACCUCAACUGAUUUUAUGGACUAUUUGUUUUCAAAACAAAAUGAGAUAUGGGAUCAAUAUUAUGACAAUAUAUUUCAGAACAUGACAAAACCACUUUCACAUUAUUGGAUAGCAUCUUCUCAUAAUACCUAUUUAACUGGCGAUCAAGUAUCUAGUGAAAGUUCAAUUGAGGCAUAUGUAAGGUGUUUACGCUGGGGAUGUCGCUGUAUAGAAUUAGAUUGUUGGGAUGGACCAGACGGACUGCCAAUAAUAUACCAUGGGCAUACAUUAACCAGUCGUAUAAAAUUUUUAGACGUCCUAAAAACGAUUAAAGAACAUGCUUUUAUUGCUUCACCGUAUCCAGUUAUUUUGUCAAUAGAAGACAACUGUUCAAUACCACAACAGCGAAAUAUGGCAUCAACUAUGAUUGAAGUAUUAGGGGAUAUGUUACUUACACAACCAGUUGACCGGAAUGAAAAUAAAAUGCCUUCCCCUGAACAACUUAUGUAUAAGUUCAUAAUAAAACAUAAAAGACUUCCAGAAAAAGUUAAUGGAGACCAAGCUGUCACAAUUAGACAUAACGAUGAUUCUAAGGACACUGAUUUAAGAAACACAAAAAAAAAUGGAGUACUUUAUCUAGAAGAUCUAUUGGAAAAAGAAUGGAGACCUCAUUUUUUCGUACUGUCUGGUAAUAAGCUUUAUUAUACAGACCUCUGUAAAUCAGAUAUCGAUAAUGAAGAUGAAGCAGAUGGAGGAGAGUUAGAAAUUAGUGAUGUAUCUAGUGCAAAUCGAUUGAGAGAAGGUAUACCUAAUGAUGAAUUACAUUUUGGAGAAUACUGGUUUCAUGGAAAAUUAGCUCGUGGUAGAAAUGAAGCUGAAGAACUAUUGAAACAAUAUCAGCAUUUUGGAGCCGGUACAUUUCUAGUAAGACAAAGUGAUACAUUCAUUGGCGAUUAUUCCCUAUCAUUCUGGCAUCUAGGUAAAGUAAACCACUGCAGAAUACGUUCAAAGCAUGAUAGAGGUCAAAUAAAGUAUUAUUUGAUAGAUGGUGCUGCAUUUGAUAGUUUAUAUAGUUUAAUAACUUAUUAUCGUACAUAUCCAUUACGUAUACAAGAAUGCUAUAUUAUUUUAAAUGAACCUGUACCUCAGCCUUUAAAGCAUGAAGGGAUGAGUUGGUAUCUUCCUCAUGUUUGUAGAAGUCGAGCAGAGGCAUUAUUGCGACGAGUACCACAAGAAGGUGCAUUUUUGGUGCGACCAUGUGAAAAUGACAAACGUCUUUAUGCUAUUUCAUUUAGAGCUGAAAAGAAGAUUAAACACUGUCGCAUUAAACUUGAAGGGCGAUUGUACACUAUUGGUGUAAAACAGUUUGAAAGCCUAGUGGAACUUAUAAAGUAUUAUGAACAAAAUUAUUUAUAUAAAAAAAUUAAACUAUGGUUUCCUGUAAAUGAAGAUAUUGUACAAAGAUUGGGAACUGACAUCGAUGAUUCUUCUAUUUCAAGUACACCUGGUUAUAUGGAUCCGAGUAGUUUCAUCAAGAAGGUUACUGUGAAAGCAACAUUUGAUUACGAGAGCCGACAAGAUGAUGAAUUGUCAUUUUGCAAGCAUGCUGUAAUUACAAAUGUAGUGAAACAGGACAGUGGUUGGUGGCGUGGUGAUUAUGGUGGAAAACGACAACAUUGGUUUCCCAGUAACCACGUAGAAGAAUUACAAGAGGCACACAUAGAAAAAUCUGACAGCGGUUCAACAGAGUCUAUGUUUUUGGGAAAUUCACAAAAAGGGAGUUUAGACUUAACUGGCGCUUUAGUUGAGAUCGGCAAAUUAAAUCAACUGAAACUUGAGUGGAUGAUCAAAAUACAAACCUCUAAUGCAUGCACCCCAUUCGUUGUAGGUUCAGUGUCACGAGAACAAGCGGAAGAAUGGAGAAAUCUUAUUAUAGAAACUGCCCAUAAUGCCAGUGCAAGAGAAACAGAAAAUAAAAAAAUGGAAAGGCAGUUAAAAAUUGCCAAAGAAAUAUCUGAUCUUAUUAUUUAUUGUCGAUCAGUGGCUUUUUGUCUAGAAACACAACGAGAACGUGGAUUUGUACACAAUGAAAUGUCUUCUUUUCCCGAAAAUAAAGCGGAAAAACUUAUGUGUCAUCAAGAAAGCGUAUUCUUCUUUCGUUAUCAUCAAAUUCAAUUUAGUAGAGUAUUUCCAAAAGGUCAACGCAUUGACUCCUCUAAUUAUUCGCCAAUAGCUAUAUGGAAUACAGGAUGUCAGAUGGCUGCUCUUAAUUACCAGUCACCAGAUAAAUCAAUGCAAUUAAAUCAAGCCAAAUUUCGUUUAAACGGUGGUUGUGGCUAUGUUUUAAAACCAGAUUAUAUGUUAGACGAAAGUGAUAAACUCUCAACAAAUUGGAUGGAAGAGACAUUAUCACUAACAGUUUGUAUUAUUGCUGGUCGACAUGUUGGUAGACCAGGUCGUAACGGAAUUUCUAAUCCAUUUGUUAUUGUUGAGGUUUACGGAGCUGAAUACGAUUCAGGAUUAAAAUUAAAUACACGCACAAUACCUGAUAAUGGAUUUAAUCCAGUUUGGAAUGAAACUUCUGAAUUUGAAAUUGCAAAUCCUGCAGUUGCAUUUAUUAGGUUUGUGGUGAAUGAUGAAGAUAUGUUUGGUGAUUCAAAUUUCAUAGGACAAGGAACAUAUUCGAUAAUUUCAUUGAGGUCAGGCUAUAGAAGUGUUCCAUUAAAAAAUGGCUAUUCUGAGGAUAUUCCUUUGGCGUCUCUCUUAGUACAUAUCACAAUUAGAAGUAAUACUGUUAGCAAACCAAACAAUAAUUUUUUUUUUAAAUCUAUUCAAAGUUAAUUAUUUUGAUCGUAUGUUAAGUAAUAAUUGCUAAUCGGCUAUUUAUAGACUUUUCAUUUAAAUGAAUAAUAAAAAUUAACUGCCUUUCAUUGUAUGUAAAAUAUUUUACAUAAAUAUAUUUAGUAAAUGAGAUGCAAUUUUAUUCCAAUGUUUAAAAAAAAAAAUGUUGUUUACUAUUAUAGUUAGAACUGUUGAUUAAAAAUAAUAUUUUAUUGUAAAUAAAUGUGUGAAUCGAUAAAACACCAGUACAUCUUAAAAUUGAUAUUUUUCGAAAUUUUAAAAUAAUUUAAGGGGUUUUAUAUAGGCAAUUUUAUGAACUUUAAUGUAUAAAAAAGUUUUAAUCAAAAACUAGUUUCUUAUAUUUUUAUAGACAUUUCGGUUAUAAGUUAGUAUCACUUGUUUUUUUAUGUUAUCUAAAUAUAUAAAUAUUGGUUGUAGUAAAUUGUUGUAAACCAAUAUAUAUUUUUUUAUUAGACUGAACUUUUUCAGUUAUUUAUUUUAUGUGUUUAUCAAGUAUCAUUUGUAGAAAUAAAAAUAAAAAUUACAAUAUUUUUAUUUAAAAUAUUAAUAAAUAUAAUACAUACUAUGUAAGACAAAUGAGACCAGUAAACAAAUUAAAUAUUAAUAUUAUUCAACUUAAACCAUUCUAUGUUCUACAUCUGAUAAAAAUGAUACUGUGUUUGUCAGCUUAAUUCAGCUAUUGAUAGCGCCUUUUAGAUAUUACUACAAAUUAUUAUUUCACAUAUAGUUACAUGUCACUAAUUGUAUUGCAAUCUUACCUUGUAUGUUUAUCUACCUAAUUGUACAAAGGGUUCGGGUCAUAUAUUUCAUAAUAGAUAAAUAAAAUAUUAUUAGCAAUAUAUGAAUGAUAAAAUCAAAAUUGCAAACUGUGAAAAUAUAAAAAAUAUAAUAACCCAACUAACCUUUUGUAAGUUAUUUUAAAAUGGUACAAAGAUGUGUGUACACUGUACUAUGUUAACAUUAUGUUCAUAUAUUAUAGCUUUAUAUUGUAUAUUAUUUAAUUGAUUUAGUUAAUUUAAGUUUUUACAAAUAGUGUUUUAUAGUUUUUGGUAUUUUUAUAAAAAAUAUAAGGUAAUAGGCAAAAUAUAUAUUUAUGUUCUAUUUAUAAAAUUUAUCAAAUAUAUUGAUUAUUAUAAAUAUUAUUAUUAUCUGUUAAAUAAAAAUUAUACAUAAAAUAUAUUUUAUCUUACGCUUAAAUAUACUAAGCCUAUUUCUAUCCAAAUUGUUUUUAUUGUAAACAAUUUAUUAUUUUUGUUUGUAUUAAAUGUUGAUUAUAAUGGAUAGACAUAUAAGUAUAGUAUUAUUUUAAUGUUUUAGGUCUAUUAAUUAUUCAAAUGAGCAUGAUCAAAACGAAUCACAAAAAAAAAUAUUUUAUUAAGAAUUAUUUUGUGUUUAAUUUAUUUAAUACUUUUAUUACAUAAUAUAACAUAUUUUGUUCUAUUGUAUUAAUAAUAUAUUAUAACAAAACUUUUAUCUAUCUAGUGGAAUGUAGUCCAAAGAAAAUAAUUUAAAUAAUAUUUGUUCUUGAAUAUUAAAAAUAUUUUAGUCUUCUUACAAGUAAGUGUUGCUGCAAAGUUAUUACUUUUAUAAUUUGUUUCAACUAGGUUAGGGUACUCAUUUUUUUUGUGUAACAAAAAACUCGAAAACUCUGGCAGCAACUCUCUAUGCAAAUGUUAUGGGAAAUGUGUCACUUUACCCGGUCCAUGCAUAUUGAUGUUUUUGGUCCAUUAAAAUAUUAUUUCUCCCAAUCAAUCAAUAAAUGUAUACAUUGCACAGUUAA
This is a messenger RNA of Metopolophium dirhodum (rose-grain aphid), 5634 nucleotides long. RefSeq names its product 1-phosphatidylinositol 4,5-bisphosphate phosphodiesterase gamma-1 (gene sl). Gene Ontology annotation, molecular function: phosphatidylinositol-4,5-bisphosphate phospholipase C activity; protein binding; calcium ion binding. Lineage: Eukaryota; Metazoa; Arthropoda; Insecta; Hemiptera; Aphididae. The coding region runs from base 180 to 3833 and encodes 1217 amino acids. The transcript has 20 exons. Gene Ontology annotation, biological process: positive regulation of epithelial cell migration; lipid metabolic process; phosphatidylinositol-mediated signaling. The record is from RefSeq and is a predicted model, not a curated record.